GAAAAAAAAUAGAAAUUCAAAUUUCUUACAGAUUGAGAGAAGUAUCUGGUUGUUGGUUACUCUCCAAUUCCUUCCUCCAUUCAAACCCUAUAUAUACACACAAAUCCCUACGCCGCCUCACCGAUUCGCCGCCCUCUUUUUCCCUUUAUAUAUUCGUGUACCCUAAUCUCCCUUUUUUUACCAACUCCUCCUCUUUGUUCCUUCAAUUAUUCCUUGCGUCCUUCAAUCGGUUGUGGGCUAUCUUCGUGGGUUUCAAGUUGCAGUUUCUCAAGUUUGCAGUUUCUUUUAUGUCCGAACAAGCCACCCUCUAUUUAGGAUCCGUUGGAUUGCUUGGAGAAUAUUGUCCUACGUCAAGAAAAAAGAGUCAUCAUAUUUCCGAUAGGGUUGACUGUAUGCAUCUUGACUUAUCUCAGGAAGGACACUUAGUGCUUAGUGGUUGCAGCCAGACACAACCUUCUGUCAACAAAAUUUGGGCCAAAGGAUCAUCUGGAACCCCCUGACACUUUUCACUGAACCAAAAAUGGCUUUGCAGAAUAUUGGAGCUGCCAACAGUGAUGAUGCCUUCUACAGGUACAAGAUGCCGAGGAUGAUUACCAAGAUAGAGGGACGUGGGAAUGGCAUCAAGACAAACGUGGUCAACAUGGUUGACAUUGCCAAAGCUCUAGCAAGGCCGGCAUCUUACACCACAAAGCAUUUUGGUUGUGAGCUUGGAGCUCAGUCAAAGUUCGACGAAAAAACUGGAACUGCCCUUGUCAAUGGGGCUCAUGAUACUGCCAAGCUUGCUGGUCUUCUUGAGAUUUUCAUCAAGAAAUAUGUUCAGUGCUAUGGGUGUGGUAACCCUGAAACUGAGAUCCUUAUCACUAAAAAUCAGAUGAUUCAACUGAAGUGUGCUGCAUGUGGUUUUAUUUCUGAUGUAGACAUGAGAGACAAGCUGACAACCUUUAUUCUUAAAAACCCACCCGAGUCUAAGAAGGGUGUCAAGGACAAGAAGGCAAUGAGGAGAGCUGAAAAGGAGCGUCUAAAGGAAGGUGAGGCUGCUGAUGAAGAGAUGAAGAAGCUGAAGAAAGAAACAAAGAAAAAGGUUUCUUCCAAGGAAGCCAGUAUGAAACCUACCUCUAAAAAGAAAGCUAGUGGCUCUGACGAGGAUCGUGCUUCCCCACCCAAAAGGCAUGUCAAUGUCAGGGAAGAGGAUGACGAAGACGACGAUGAUGUUCAGUGGCAGACUGAUACAUCAAUGGAAGCUGCACAGCAGCGCAUUCAGGAACAGUUGAAUGCUGUGACGGCUGAAAUGGUUAUGCUAUCCACAAAUGAGAAGGAGAAGAAGCCCAAAGAAGCUACUCAAGCUUGCCAAAGUUCCAAGGCUGCUUCUGCACCAUCUGUGCGUGAUCCCAAAGCUGAGAAUGGAGAGGGAAUCUUUGAGACACUUGUUGAGGAGGUGAAAGUAUAUCUAAAGAAGGGAGCUACGGCCAGCCAAUUUCGAUCUUUCCUGGGUUCACUCUCUGGGUCUCCUCAGAACAUAGUUACUGCUGUCUACGAGGCACUCUUGGAUGGUGUGGAGAAAGCAUUCGCCAAGGAGCUUAUUAAGAAGAAAGGUUAUCUUCUCGCUGCUGUUGGUCAAGAGGAUGGGUCACAGCUACGUUUGCUCAGAGGUCUGGAAGAAUUCUGUGGGAAAUCUAGCCCAGCAGCUGUGAAAGAAGUAGCACUCGUUUUGAAAGCUUUGUAUGAUGCUGAUGUAUUGGAGGAGGAAUUUAUAGUGCAGUGGUAUAAAGAGGGUGUUGCUGGGGUUAAAAAGGACUCUAAAAUUUGGAAGAAUGUCAAACCCUUUAUUGACUGGCUGCAGAGUGCUGAGUCCGAGUCCGAGGAGGACUGAAAUCUCAACUGUCGUUCCUUAUUUAAGACUGUUUUCUGCAUGCUCUGCUUUGCCAGAGUGACUAUUUACUAGUUUGGAAUUCAUGUUUUCUCCUUUGUUUAUGUUUUUUCUUGGAUCUGUACUUCUAUAUUUCUUGGUACUUCUAUCGUUGUGAUCCGUCUAUGUUCUUUCUGAUGGUUUAAGGUGAAAACUUUUACAGUA
This is a messenger RNA of Capsicum annuum, 2071 nucleotides long. Its product is annotated as eukaryotic translation initiation factor 5. The record is from RefSeq and is a predicted model, not a curated record. Gene Ontology annotation, molecular function: eukaryotic initiation factor eIF2 binding; translation initiation factor activity; GDP-dissociation inhibitor activity. Lineage: Eukaryota; Viridiplantae; Streptophyta; Magnoliopsida; Solanales; Solanaceae. The transcript has 2 exons. Gene Ontology annotation, biological process: formation of translation preinitiation complex; formation of cytoplasmic translation initiation complex; translational initiation. The coding region runs from base 521 to 1870 and encodes 449 amino acids. Gene Ontology annotation, cellular component: cytosol.